Messenger RNA from Siniperca chuatsi (mandarin fish), 3961 nucleotides. Its product is annotated as junctional adhesion molecule 3B-like. Gene Ontology annotation, molecular function: protein heterodimerization activity; protein homodimerization activity. Lineage: Eukaryota; Metazoa; Chordata; Actinopteri; Centrarchiformes; Sinipercidae. The coding region runs from base 16 to 1047 and encodes 343 amino acids. The transcript has 10 exons. The record is from RefSeq and is a predicted model, not a curated record. Gene Ontology annotation, biological process: angiogenesis; cell adhesion.
CUGCUGUGUAUCCAGAUGACAGGUGGUGGAGGCUGUCAGCAUGAUUCAGCAGUGCCCCCUCCCAAGGCCCUAGCCCUCCACCACAUACCAACACAGAUCUUUCCGGGGUGCUUUUGCACCAUUAGUCCCACAUGGGCAACAGCAUCAGGCUCAGAGAGAGAGAGAAGGCGGUUGAACUACUGGCAUGGCUACUUCAGCGUGUUAGCAGUGGUCUUGAGAACAAAUAACAACUCACCAUGGACUGAUGAGUUUGACAAAAUUGAGUUAUCAUGUUUGAUUGAGUCCAUUUCGACAACUAAUCCCAGAAUUGAAUGGAAGAAGAUAACAAGUGAGGGACCAAGUUAUGUGUACUUUGACAAGAAGAUCUCAGGUGACCUGGAGAACAGAGCGGUGAUCAGAGAACCUGCCACAUUACUGAUAACCAAUGCCACAAGGUUGGAUACAGCGAAAUAUCGUUGUGAGGUCACUGCCGCUGAUGACCAGAAGUCAUUUGAUGAGAUUGAGAUUGACCUUGUUGUAAGAGUAAAGCCAGUGGUGCCAAAAUGCAGUGUCCCAAAAUCAGUGCCUUUUGGGAAGUCAGCUGAGCUGAGCUGUGUGGAGGAGGAGGGCUUCCCCAAGUCUCAGUACCAGUGGUUCAAGAACAGGGAGGAGAUUCCUGAUGACCCAAAGACUAGCCUCAAGUUCGUCAACUCCUCAUACACACUCAACGCAGAAACAGGAACUCUGAAGUUCAUCGCAGUCAGAAAAGAAGAUGCAGGCGAGUACUUUUGCCGAGCGAAGAACAAUGCAGGAUACGCUGAGUGUCCACCCCAGCAGAUGGAAGUCUAUAAUAUUGAUGUUGUUGGGAUUGUACUGGGAGCGCUGGUGGUGGCCAUAGUGCUCUUAUGUAUAACAGUGGGGAUCUGCUGUGCAUACAAGCGAGGCUUCUUCUCCAGCCAAAAACAGACAGGGAACAACUACAAAGUUCCAGCUAAAGGAGAUGGGGUGGACUAUGUCAGGACGGAGGAUGAGGGGGAUUUCCGACACAAGUCGUCAUUUGUUAUCUGAAAAAGGAGAGGCUGGUGAGGGGCAUUGUGCUGAGUGAAAGACAUGACACGUGGGACUGCACUCCACGCUGUCUGACCACGGAGCUGCCACAGUUCAUGCUCUGAGCUCAGCAUGACUGAAAUCCAACUACUCAAGUUUGCCAAAGGUGACAAGAUUCCACAGGACAACAUUAUCUACAACUAUUACACAUGUAGGGACUGAGAUUCAUUUGUCAACUUUUAUCACCACCAACUGAAUUCUUAUGCUAAAUUAUGGAGUUCUUACUUUACAGUCAUUGCAUGGUUUCAAACACCAGUCGAGGUGGAGAAAAUGAAACAUUUCUUUGUUCUGCCAGGUAGAAAAGGAGGAGUCUCUUUCCUCCAAAGUCAGUCUAUCAUGACACCUUUCUACUGUAAACAUUUAGCUUCAAGCCUUUUGUCAUUUGUAUAACAUUUCUUUUCUACUGUUGAAAUUUGUCAGACUAUUUUUGAUGGAAUAUAUUUUAAAAUGCCUAUAGAUAAAGGUUUACUUUUUUAAAUAUUUGUAAAAUACUAACAUGUGUUGUUUUUUUUUUUUAUUUGGUUGUGGAUAAAAACAUGUAACAUUUUAACCACUUUGCAUCAAGCUGUAAGCUUUUACACCUUUGCAAUCGGAAGAAAGAAAGACAAAUGAAAAAUUACUUGUAUUAGCAUAUCAAGAUGUGGUUCUUGAUCGGCGGUCUUACAUAUUUAAUUUCUCCACUGGAAAUGCCCAGUUUCUGUUGUGAGAGAAUUCCAUGUUAAUGUUUGUAGAUAGUCUUUGUAAGAGGCUUUGCGGAGUGCCAGUCUAAUGCUGUGAAACACUGUACACAAUCAGUGCUGCAUUUUCUUGAUUUAAGUGUCCUUCUAUGCUUGCUGUUAAUCUUGUAUAUAUUGAAUUUACUGUCCAGGAUCGAGUUUUGCUGUCAUACGUAUGUUCAGUAUUACACUAUAAAAAUAAUAAUAAUCAUCAUCAUCAUAGUAAUAGGACAGGGUUUGUAAGUUAACCCUCCAGACCCAAACAAAACUAGAGGAAAAUCUGCUUGAAAAGUUGUAAUACUGAAAAACUAGACAUGGUACUUUCACUGUGUAAACACCUCUAUUUGAAUUCUGAAUAGAAACAAAUAAGAUGAUACAGAGAACAAAGAUCUUUCUGUUGCUGUGAGUGACAGUUCAAGACUUUGUUAUUUUAACUACUGAGUCAGCUAUUUUUAAGCUACAAUUACAAAAAGUACCAACGUCAGUGAAAAUGCCCCACCUCUAAAGUAAAUCACAAUAUGCAAUCUUUGACAUGAAUCCUGGUUGAUAUUUGCUGAUGUCCAAUCUGUUUACAAGCUAUUUUUAUUAAUACUAUAGAGAGUAGACCUUAUCUAACAUUUUUAACCUUUAGUUGUGACUAAAUGUUUUAGUUGGAAAGAAAAAUCAUCUUAGGUUUGACUGAAGCUCAUAUUGUACUCAUUCCUCUCAGCACAGCUGAAGGCACACAGAACUGACCCCACACCAGUGUUACAGUAAUAUACAGCUGGGGUCUGGAGGGUUAACAGCUGGACUGAUUGUAUAUAGAUAUUUCUUUUCUCUCUCUCUCUCUCUCAAGAUUAUGUAAAGUGGUGAAAAAUGUAAAAAAAAAAAAAAAAAUCCUAUUUGAGGCGACAUGAAACUCUUUCCAUUUGUAAGACUGAGAAACGGUAACAUUUUAUCACAUCAUUCAUAGCACACGAACAAGAGCUUCUUAACAGUACCACGGCAAAUUCAGCCACGAUUCAACCCUAGUGUCAGUUUAAAAAACACACAGCUCGCUGGUUUUUGAUAUGUAACUUCCAUGCAGCUCAUACGAAUCUCUUGUUCAGCUGUUAUGAAUGCAUCAGCAAGUGUGGUAAAAUGUUAAACUAAAUUUCAGUCAUGGUAGAGACGAUCUGCCCAACAUUUGCACAUAGGAAGUUGUCAACACUGCUCAGACUUUUUCCAAGUUAACACGUUGCAUUAAGGAACCAAGAGAAAACGUUUCUAAGUGUACUAUUAACCCAAUUAAGUUUGCAUAUGGAUCCUGUUGCAGGUACACUGUAUGGUGAGAGACAAGUCACGCAGCACACAGAUGCAUACAUUUCCCCUCAUUUGUACAAAUGUCAUUCCUCUUAAGUGCCUUCUGCCUUUAAAGUAGUCCAGUUUCUCUACAGCCAUCCUCUCUCCCACUGGAACAUUUCUACGACACUGUCGGAAGCGUCGUGUUAUGCAUUCAUUUAACCACAAGCACGGCGUUUGAGAGGAAUGAUAUCGCCACAAAUUUCCCCUUCCCUUCUUUACAUACGUAUCUGCAAAUUUGUAAAUAGCUUUUUUCAUAGAUUUGAAGGUGUAGACAUGUUGAAGUAGAAAUAGAAAUAUAUUAGUGCCUAAAUAUAGUGGGAAUUAUUUUUGGUAAAGACACAUAGCACUAUUAGGCAAAAGAAAAAGAUGGAUACCCAAAGCAGGGACAUUUAUAUUUUUAAAGUAGAGUUCAUGCAAAGUGUCAGCCUCAGACAACAAACAGGAAUUCAUGUACAGCAGCUACAUGUAGGCCUCCGUUUAGCCCACAGGCAGUCCUGAACAGGUCUGUCUGUAAUCUGGUUAGAUGCUGUAAGGCGGCGGUGACAGAGAUUAUAUUUACUUCACAGUGAGAGACGGUUUCCAGUGUGUGUUCUGUAUUAGGGGGAAGUUAAACCAAGCUAACUCACCACUGUCUUUCAACUCAAGGGUGGCAGCGCUCCACUGAUCCAGCACUGUCAACCUGUUGUUGACUGAGGACUGGUACAUCAUGUAAGAAAACACCAUGUUCUGAACCAAGCUCAUAUACAGUACGAUGUCCAUUUGGGGCCUGCUGGGGUUGUUUUUGUUCAUUUUAGAACCACUCUAUUUGUGAUUAAUAAAACUCACUUCUAAUAUUA